AUUUUUCUUAGUACUCCAACACUAAAUUUCCCAAGCCUAUGGACAACAUAAAAAUGGAAGGCUUACCUUGGGCUCGAAUGACGCAAUUGCAUGCUUGCAACAAAAUUAGAGAGGAUGAAUGGUUAAUCAAUAUAAAGAACUAUGUUGAAGACACAACACAGAAACAGCGAAUUGAAAAGGUUCCAUUAAUGCUGCGUGAGAUUGAAUCCAACAAAAAAUGUUAUGAUCCUCUUGUAGUUUCAAUAGGCCCUUAUCAUCAUGAAAAGCCAGAACUCAAAGCAGUAGAGAAGCUAAAAUUUAAAUAUGCAAAUCAAUUCCGCCUUGCCUGUGGUGAUCAAGUAUCGAUCAAUCAGUUAUAUGCAGAGGUGGCGAAGGUGGCUGACAGUGCCCGAGAAUACUAUGAGGAAGGCUCAACUACAGACUAUGACAACGAAUCGUUCACCAAAAUGAUGUUUCUUGAUGCUUGCUUUGUGCUUCAGUUUAUGUGCAUCUUAACAAAGACAGAAACGAAAGAAGAAGAAGAUCAGCUACCCACAAUGAAGAGUUACCUCUGUGCUUUUGUGUGGAGGGACUUGUUCUUGCUAGAGAAUCAAAUUCCUUUACUAGUACUAGAAGUUUUGUUGAAAUUCAGGGUCGGAGGUAAUAUAAAGUUGAUUCAGGAUUUCCUUGACCUUUUCACCAGCAUAAGGCCACCUGAAAAAACUUCAUGCACUAAUUUCGUCAAGAAAUUUGUCAAUAAAAGCUACUGUGAUGCGGUCAAGAAAUUUGUCAAUGAAUGCUGCCUUGGUGGUCAAACAAACGACAAAAGAGAAUUACAAUUGGAUGGAAGCCCUCACCUUCUAGACCUAAUGCGGAGACAUCUCACGGAGCCACAUAACUUUGAAGACAGAAUCAUGAAGAAAUCAGAUCAAUGGAAUUCCUAUCGUUCAGUAACAGAGCUCGAAGAAGCAGGAAUUCGUUUUAGAGCAAGUAAAACUCAUCGUGUUACUGAUGUAACGUUCAAAGAUCACCUUGUUUGUGGAACUAUGAUACUUCCUCCUUUAGUGGUUGAUGAUACAACAAAACCUUUGCUAUUAAACUUAGUGGCCUAUGAAAUGAGUCCUAAUGGCCCCCAUGAUUCUCUCAUUACGUCAUAUAUUUGGCUAAUGGAUUCACUCAUUGAUCAUGCCAAUGAUGUUAAAGAGCUCCGAAAGAAGGGAAUUCUUGUCAACAAUCUAGGCAGUGAUGGACACUUGGCCACAAUCUUUAACGAGAUAGCUAAUGGUUUGGUACCAGAUCCUCGCGCAUAUGCACAUGCUAAGGGCCAAAUUGAAAAGCAUUGCAGGAAUAAAUGCCGAUUUUGGUUAGCUGAAUGGAUGCACAUCCAUUUCAGCAGUCCCUGGACCGUCCUUGCCUUUCUAGCUGCAAUUUUUGCGCUUGCCCUUAGUACGGGGCAGACGUAUUUUUCUGCUUUUCCACGAUCCUAAGGAGACAAGCAUCUCCUACAAGGAGAAGCUCUUCAUUUGCAAAAGUUUAUUUUUUUACUGUUCAUUUGGAUUUUGUUGUGUACUUCAACAACGCCUUGUAUGUCGUUGUAAUGUAUAACAUCUACUUGAAGAUAUUUAACAAAAUAUUGAGAAGAGUCAUCCCUUCCCUCAUGUAAAUUUCUUAA
Molecule: messenger RNA, 1651 nt
Organism: Olea europaea var. sylvestris
Lineage: Eukaryota; Viridiplantae; Streptophyta; Magnoliopsida; Lamiales; Oleaceae
Product: putative UPF0481 protein At3g02645
Exons: 2
Coding region: 39-1466 (475 amino acids)
Source: RefSeq, a predicted model, not a curated record